UCUCUCUCAUGUGCUCCGUAUCUUGCAGAGGUUGCACAAAAAAAGAAGAGUACGAGACAAUCAAGAAGCAAAAAGAUGACAAUUGGUAAGAGUUCCCGGAAAAGUUCUGUGCGGAGCUCCAUCAGGGCGCCAAAGUUUCUGGACAAGUCGAGCGGCUUCUACGGGCGCCUGGAUGAGCCUGAGGUUGCGGGAGAAGGGGAUAGUGAGGCGAGGGGACAGGAAGUGGAGCUGAAGGGGACUGGAACAGAGGGGAGUGUCAGAGAGGACAUCUCUCAGGCUGAUCAAGGGGAAGACGCAUUUCACUUCAAUGAAGGGCUGAUGGAAGACGACGGGGAGACUCUCCUCCAGAGGAACACCAGCCGCCGGAGCAGCAGGUGGAGAAGAAGCUCCAGGAGGAAGCAGAGGGAGGGGAGAGGAGAGGAGGACGCGGCCCGGGAUGAGAGGCCCAGCGCGGACAGAGGGAGUCCGACCGACUCGCCCGUCCCGGAGGACAGCGGGGUGACGAUCGAGAUCAAGAUGGAGAACAUGGCCGAAGAGAAAGAGACGGGCGGAAGCGGGACGGAGCCCGCGCUCGUUCACUUCCCGGUUCGAGGGGACGCAGAUGACCAGGUCCUGAUCAGAGACAAGAAGAGGGGGAGGGAAGAGGAAGGAGAGGAGGAGAGGAAGAUAAAGAGGGAGCAAGAAGAGGGCAUGAAGAUGAUGAAGAGGAACUCUAUGAAAAACUACCGCAAGGCCUUGGACCGAGCCUUUCGUCGUGGCUGGGAGGCCUUCAUCACCAACCUCUACAGCGUCACUCUCACACCUGUGACAUCGUCCUCAAAGCCAUCGUCUUCACCGGCGUCAAAGAAGAAAGACCUACACCCGUCUGUGUUGGCGGAAUUUCAGUAGAACUGGAGAGCGACAUGAACUAUAAAAUGAAUCCUGCUUCAGUUUUUCUUUUCAUUCAAAUCAUGACUAAAUAAUCUUCCCUGUUACUGAACAGUGAUGGACGACCAGGCCUAAGACAUCCAUGGGAACUUUUGUGUCACUUGUUCAAAUCGUCAGGCCAUAUUUAUUAUUUAUGUAAUUUAAUGAGGCUGAAUUACUCAUCAUAAAGUUUACUGCUUUGUCUCAUCAUGGUGUACAUCAAUUUGCACACGCAUUGCAGGUAUUUCCUUUUUUUAUUUUUAACUGUUAUAGCCAAGCUGUUGAUUUGACAUUGAAGUCAAUGGGACUAGCUCAAGAGUCUGGUCUUUGUGUGACUGAGUUCAGCUGCUUCUGGUUCCCUUCUACUAUGUUGUUGUUCACGCAUUUAGUCAGCAUUGCGAGAAUGUCUUAAAUGCUUAACGUCUUAAAUCUGGUCCACUUUUAAGAGCUUGGAGCACGGAUCCUGUGGUUAAGCACUAUGACCCAAGUAAAGUGCUGAUGUGCAACCAAAAUGGAAUUUUCCGACCGUAUAGCUAUGACUGAUUAGUGGACUUAAAGAUGUGGAAAUAUCUAUUUCUGUAUGUUAAUCAAUACCUUUUGUUGCUGUUUGGUAGCUAAUCAGUGAUCGGGAGUUAAUGAUAGGAGAACAAACCUGCGAUUGUGAUCAACACAGCAAACACAUGCACACACACAUGCACAUCUGUAUGUUAAUAUAUGGGGAGACAUUGAAGUUUUGACCAGUGUUAACCCACGUUGUCAGGGCUUUUUCAAUCAGUACGGAAACACACAAAAGCUCUAAUGAGUUGAGAUAAUGUUUCUUGCUCUCUGUGUGUUCUGGUGAAGGUUUAUAACCUGAGGGGACAGAGCAGGCGAGCAUAUGUUUCCGUGCAUGAAGGAAGAAAACCAGAAUGAGCUACAUCUUGAUUAUAAUUAAGCACUAACAUAGAGCCCACUGUGUGAGUUUUAAGUUGUCACUAUUGCUGCACAAAAUGUUUCAUUUGAAAAGAGGAGAAUUUAUAGCCUUAACGAUCAGUCCUCAGGUUACUAAAACAAAGUAUGAAAGAACUUAUGUUGGUAUCAAUGCUACUGGAACAAGAGGACAUUGUACAAUUGAUUCAGGAUUAAUCUUAUUCAACAUUAAGCCUUAUUAAAAUUUAAUAUGAUAUCCUUAAAAUAGACUUUUUUGUCUUUUAACUGCUGCGUAUUUGUUUUUUUCUCGCAUUACAACAAGUGUACUUACUAAACCGUGUAGACGAGACUGAAAAAGUGGAGAAACUUGUUUUGGUUGUAAAUAAUGAUUUUCUAAAAAUAUGUUAAUUUUUUAUUAAAAAAAAAAAGAAAAAUGUUGUUUCAUAAUUGAAGCUUCUGAAGUCAUCAAUUGCAGAAGUACUUCUCUGAGUAAAUAAAGACUUAAUUUAUUGU
Labrus mixtus (cuckoo wrasse) is the source of this 2328-nucleotide messenger RNA. RefSeq lists its product as uncharacterized. The record is from RefSeq and is a predicted model, not a curated record. NCBI's taxonomy places the organism in Eukaryota, Metazoa, Chordata, Actinopteri, Labriformes, Labridae. The transcript is spliced from 2 exons. Bases 76 to 888 code for a protein of 270 amino acids.